AUGUGCCUCUGCCCUGUGUGCGGCACACAUGCCGCCGCUGAACGAGGCCAGCUGUGCGGCGCGUUCCCUCCAAGGCCUAGCCAAAUACACCACUCGUGCCGCGACCUCAAGACUCUUGAGGCACAAAUUUCAACCACCAAAACUUUUCUAGCCCACCUGGAAUCCCACCUCCUCAUUCUCAGAUCGGAAUGCAACCGCGCUCAUGAUCGCUUCACCCACCAACUUCCUCCAGAGAUCAUCUCCCGCAUCUUCGGCUUCUGCGUAUCGCGAGAAGGAGACCUCUCUCCGUUCGACCUCGGUACUGUCUGCAAAAGAUGGCGCGAAAUUGCGUGGUCCACCUCUCAGCUAUGGACCUCGCUCGACGUCGACCUAAACUGGCUCGAGAUAAAUUCUCAGGCGCGCAGCUGGCUCAUCGAGGAGUGGCUGUCGCGUAGUGGGGAGCUUCCUCUUUCGAUCAGCGUUACAUAUGUGGAGAUGGACCUAGCGCCACCUCCACAUGCUAUCCUCGAGAACAUUGUGGACGUCCUCAACCGAUUUUCGCGACGUUGGCAGGAUUUAGACUUAUCCAUUCCAUUCACUCUCCUGCCCGCUCUCUGUGGAAACGGAGACGGUGUUUCAAUACUCAACACUCUGCACAUAAGUCCCCCUGAGAUUCUCGACGACGCAGAGGAGGAAGUCGUGCCCCAGCUUGCGUACCCAUUCCAAAUCACCAAUGCGAUUCCCAGUCCACAACGCGUCGCGAUUACCAGCUUCCCUUUCAGCAUGGUGGGGAUCGAUUGGCUGAACGUCACCGACAUAUCCUUUUACGCCAUACCAAUUUACGACUUUCACUCACUUCUUCGCGAGGCUCCUAAUUUGAUCAAGUGCGUAGUUGACAUCCAGGACGAUACCAGCCGCCCUCCUGCGCCACCAAUCAUCGAGCGACCGUGUCUAAUAGACCUCUAUAUCGGCCUCCAUCAAACAUUUCAAACAUCACCGUCUCUCAUCUUCGACCCUAUAUCGCUUCCGAGGCUGAAGAAGGCCACCUAUCGUUGCAGACACCAGCCAUUCGCUGCAUUCACCGCCUUCAUCGAACGGUCGCGAUGUUCCUUGGAAACCCUCAUCCUCGACGGAGUCGUCGACGAAGGAGCAGGUCUGGACAUCAUUUUCAUGGACGACGACGACAUUUGGAACCCCCUUUAG
Messenger RNA from Cyclocybe aegerita, 1182 nucleotides. The record is from the annotation of a GenBank genome assembly. Lineage: Eukaryota; Fungi; Basidiomycota; Agaricomycetes; Agaricales; Hemipholiotaceae.